AUGCCAUCCAUCGUGGUUAGGAUUUUCCUUCUUUACAACCUACUGAACACAGCGCUUCUGUACUUCAUCCCCAAGAAACUCAGAACAUACCUCCCCACUUCUUGGUACCACCAACAAACACCCACCACAACCACAACCAACAAAACCACCGUUCCUCCUCCUCCACUACCACAGCCCUCGGCGGCACAAACCCUUCGGAGAAUGGACUCAGGCGAGCUCCGACGGGUUUUCCAAAUGUUCGACAAGAACGGAGACCAGAAGAUCACUAGGGAAGAACUCAACGGCUCGUUAGAGAACAUGGGUAUUUUCAUCUCGGAUCAAGACUUGACUCAGAUGAUCGAAAGGGUGGACGAGAACGGAGACGGGUGCGUUGAUUAUGAGGAGUUCGGGGCGCUUUAUAACUCAAUAAUGGACGGGCGGGACGAGGGAGAGGAGGACGUGAGGGAGGCUUUUGACGUGUUCGAUAAGAAUGGAGACGGGUUUAUCGCGGCGGAGGAGUUGGAGUCGGUGAUGGCCGCGUUGGGGUUGGAACGGAGGGCGGUGGAGGACUGCCGGAGGAUGAUCAUGAAGGUGGAUGGAGAUGGGGAUGGGAUGGUUAGUUUCGAUGAGUUCAAGGAAAUGAUGAGAGGCGGUGGUGGUGGAUUUGAUGCAUUGAGUUGAUCACAAAAUAAAAGCAUGUUGCUCCGGGUAAUUACUUAGUUGUCUUGCGGCGCCGCUACACAGUGAUAAAAAAAUGUUACGAUUUUGGAACAUUUUUGGUGGAGCCCACGCGUCACGUGAAAGAAUUGGUUAUGCCGAUUUCCGAUUAAUUUUAUUCGUUUGCUUGUAUAUAUGUUAUUUCUGUUUAUUAUAUUUGUUGUGGGUAUGUGGCAUUGGUAUUGGCCAAAAGAGAACUCGUGAAUUGAUAAUAUAAAUCUAAAAUAUUGGGUUAAAUCUA
Molecule: messenger RNA, 937 nt
Organism: Rhododendron vialii
Lineage: Eukaryota; Viridiplantae; Streptophyta; Magnoliopsida; Ericales; Ericaceae
Product: calmodulin-like protein 3
Exons: 1
Coding region: 1-660 (219 amino acids)
Molecular function (GO): calcium ion binding
Source: RefSeq, a predicted model, not a curated record